AUGGUGCUUAAAAAAUGUAUAAGUUGUAUUAAAAAAAUUACGCAAAAGUCCCCGGGAUUGGAAUGUAGCCGCUGUAAUAAAUACGUUCAUGCAACGACUACUUGUGCAAAUCUCACAAAUAAACAGCUAGCAGCCCUUCGGAACUCCGAAGGUCUGGAGUGGAGUUGUGAAGACUGUUUACGAAAUAUCUCAAGGCGGUCAUCUUACUUCUUACCUGAUGAGUUUGACAAUGAAGAAGAGAUUCAAGAAAAGAAUAAGACCGAUAGGUAUGAUAAACUGAUAAGUCAAAUAAGUUGCGAAACAAGGAAGAUUAUAAAAAGUGAGCUAGAAAGUCUAACCACAGCAGUGGAAUACAUGAACAGUCAAGUCAGUGAUCUGGAACAUACUGUGAAACAACAAGAUAACACUAUUAAAGCUCUAGUUAAUAAGAAUUCUGAGCUUAUUAAGAAGAAUCAAAAUUUAGAACUACGAAUCGAUGCCAUGGAACAAAAACUUCAAGAGUUUGAUCAAAAGCUUUUAUCUACUACUUUAGAGAUAGCCUGCAUACCAGAAGUAAAUGAUAAAGAUGCCCUCAUCACUAUACAGAAGAUAGCGGAGAAACUCAAGGUGAGCGAUCAACAGAUAUGA
This is a messenger RNA of Diatraea saccharalis (sugarcane borer), 627 nucleotides long. NCBI's taxonomy places the organism in Eukaryota, Metazoa, Arthropoda, Insecta, Lepidoptera, Crambidae. The record is from the annotation of a GenBank genome assembly.